ACUCACUCACUCACCUCGUGCACGCUGAAAACAAUCUCCAGCAGUGUUUCGUCCGAAUCAUGAAGACACUGAAAUAGAGUUCACAAUAGAAUUACACAUUAGAACACGUAGAUUAGGCACUUAAAUACAACAAUAUUUUUUUAUACGGGGAAUUGCACGUUAAAAUCUCACGGAAUUUGUGAACGUUUACUUACGCUGCUGCUGCUCGAGCUCGUUAAAAUCUUUUUGGACUCCGCUGCUGAAAAGAAGAGAAGAGAUUGAGCCUAAACACACUGAACCGGAGAGGGGUGGUGAACUUUAACCUUUACGACACGAGCAACUCUAGGCAUGGCGGUCCUGACUGACAGUCUGUGAUUACAGUUGAAAAUCCGGAGGUGUCGCUCUAGAGGUCAAACUGCGGGGCGCACGGAGCCUCGUCCUGGUGUGAUCUACUUAUUGAUCUCUACCAGCUUUUGAUUGAUCCUCAUCCCCGUAUCAGUGUAUUGAAGAAUGCAGUUAGAAAGCAUCCUCCCUGGCGCAUCUGUAAACUUACCCAAGACCUUCUACAACCUGUCGACGUCCUCCGAGAGCACCAACAACAGCCCGGGGUCAACGCAAAUCGAUUUUCAGGACAUGGACCGGACAGAUUCCGAGCAGAGCUCCGGUGCCAAGAAGUUCUUGAGUGGCGGGAACACGCUGAUGGACGAGGCGGACACCGAGAGCUUCACCGGGACUAAAGCAACAGCGGCAGCGCCGGACGCGCGGAAACCUUCUCCGGUAAUCGGUGGAGAUGACGAGCUGUCCAGCGCGCGCCGCUACAACAUCGACGAACUGGGCACUGAUCGUUAUUUCAUAUCAUCUUCCCAACCGAGCUCCGACGUGACCAACCCGUGCUCUCUCUUCCCGUACGGGGGUCAGACCGGCUCGGUGUACAGUGGCUCGAACGGGUCCAGGUAUUCGUCGUCUCUGCAUUACGGCUCGGUUCUUCCACCCGCCGGGUUCUCAUCCGCCGUGUGCGCCAGUCGGAGUCAGUUUGGAAGCGGCUAUCAGUUCGGACAGGGUCCCGGGUGCCUGUACCCGUCCUAUCCCGGACCGGGCUCCAGUUUGAGCUCGAUGCCCAUCCCGGGUUCGGGCUCCGCGACCAGGGCGCAGGUUUACCUGUGUAACAGACCGCUGUGGCUCAAAUUUCACCGCCAUCAGACGGAGAUGAUCAUCACCAAACAGGGCAGGCGAAUGUUCCCAUUUCUAAGUUUUAACAUCACUGGACUGAACCUGACGGCGCAUUAUAAUGUGUUUGUGGAGAUUGUUCUGGCCGAUCCGAACCACUGGAGAUUUCAGGGCGGGAAAUGGGUCACCUGCGGGAAAGCGGACAACAACAUGCAAGGAAACAAGGUUUAUGUUCACCCUGAAUCACCAAACACUGGGGCACACUGGAUGAGACAAGAAAUAUCAUUCGGGAAACUGAAGCUAACCAACAACAAGGGUGCGAAUAACAAUAAUACUCAGAUGAUCGUCCUCCAGUCCCUGCAUAAAUACCAGCCUCGACUGCACAUCGUGGAGGUGACGGAGGACGGGGUGGAGGACAUGAGCAGCGAAGCCAAAACACAAACCUUCACUUUCCCUGAAAACCAGUUCAUCGCUGUAACGGCUUACCAGAACACCGACAUCACACAGCUUAAGAUCGACCACAACCCCUUCGCAAAAGGCUUCAGGGACAAUUAUGAUUCGAUGUACACGGCUCCAGAGAGUGACAGACUGACGCCCUCUCCUACUGAUUCUCCACGGUCGCACCAGAUUGUCCCCGGCGCCCGCUAUGCAAUGCAGCCCUUCUUCCAAGACCAGUUUGUAAACAACCUGCCACAAAACCACCGCUUCUACGGCAGCGAGCGCGCCGUGCCGCAAACCAACGGCCUGCUUUCUCCUCAGAGCGAGGACUCGGCCUCCGGCGCGGCUUCGGCUCAGCGCUGGUUCGUGGGGCCCGUCCAACAGAGCGGCGCAUCCACCAAACUAGACCUGUCCUACGAUAGCGAGUACUCGGCGUCCAGUCUCCUGCCGUACGGCAUUAAACCGCUUCCGCUGCAGAGUCCUCACGCGCUCGGCUACUACCCCGACUCCGCCUUCGCGUCGAUGGCGGCCGGUUGGAGCAGCAGGAGUUCGUAUCAGAGGAAGAUGACCACCGGCUUGCCCUGGUCACCCCGACCGAGUCCUCCGGCCUACUCCGACGACCUGUUAACCUCUAAAGACAAGCUUCAUGACGAGGGCUCCACCUCGGCCCCGACCGCCGGCACCACCGCCCCCUGGAUGGAGGCCCCGCCGGUGCUGAAAGUCGUCGACUCGGGCGACUCCAGCGGGUACGCCAUGGCGUGUAAGAGGAGGCGCGUUUCGCCCGGCGGCUCCAGUACGGACGCUUCGCCCACUAUAAAGUGUGAGGACUUGAGCUCGGAGGAGUACAACAAAGAGAGCCAUAAAGCCAUGGGUUAUUACGCCUUCUACACAAGCCCUUAAGAACUGCUUUCCAGAUCGUUUAUGAAUUCUCUCUUCAUCUCUUAUUUUGUUUGAAGUGUUCUACCAUGUUGUGUUUUUAAUAUUUUAAUCUGCAAGUGCCAAAGCUUUCGUGCCGCCCCGGUUGUGCUUGUUAAUUUGUGAAAUACAAACGCUUCUUUUUUGGGGUUUUUUACUUUGUAUUCUUUUUAAAGCAUGCCCUUUUUAAUCUUAUUUUUAUAAAAAGCCCAUAAUGUGUUUGUUUUUUUUCUUCUUCUUCUUUUUCCCCCCCUUUUAUUUAAGAUCUCUCUGUUGUACAGUAUUUGUGCACUUUAGAUUGUGAUGUAUCUUGUACAAAUGUUCUCAUGGCACUGUUAUGAAAGGUGAAAUAAAAUGUGCUUUUCAUA
Molecule: messenger RNA, 2867 nt
Organism: Pimephales promelas (fathead minnow)
Lineage: Eukaryota; Metazoa; Chordata; Actinopteri; Cypriniformes; Leuciscidae
Gene: eomesa
Product: eomesodermin homolog a
Biological process (GO): positive regulation of DNA-templated transcription; endodermal cell fate specification; CD8-positive, alpha-beta T cell differentiation involved in immune response
Cellular component (GO): chromatin; nucleus
Molecular function (GO): DNA-binding transcription factor activity, RNA polymerase II-specific; RNA polymerase II cis-regulatory region sequence-specific DNA binding
Source: RefSeq, a predicted model, not a curated record